GAAGAGUUAGUAAAGGACAACACUUUAUUUAUCUGCGUAUGUGAUCAUAAAGUGUCGAAAGAAAGUCAUCGUAGAAAUUUUCACGAAUCGAGACUUCAGCAUUAGAUAACUUCUGAAAUAUGUUUCGCCUUCUUGUGGUGAUGACGGUGCUCCUUAUGACGACUGACGCGCAAUUAUCGAUUUUGCAUGAAAGUUUUUUGGCAAUGAUGGAUUUUCUGCCAUUUAUUUUGGAAAAAGCUGACACCAAGUUGCAAAAAGUUCCUUCAGUUCAGAAUUUUCCUUCGGUACGUUUGACCAACAUCGACAACGUGAUUUAUUAUGGCACUAUUAGCAUUGGAAUUCCACCGCAAGAAUUUAAAGUUGUGUUUGAUAGUGGUUCCCCAUAUCUUUGGAUAUUUCCCAAAAAGUCCACAAAUCCUGUUGCUUUGACACGUAGUCAAUAUGAUAAUACGUCUUCCAACCCAUACAUACCAAAUAAUACAUCAUUUCAUGUAUUAUUAUACCGAUACCUCGAUUAUAAUGUAACAGGAUUUCUAUCUACUGAUACAGUAAAUGUUGCCAACCUCAAUGUAGAGAGGCAAACAUUUCUAAAAGCGGUAAAUAUAUCAAACGAACAUAUGCUUGAAUCAUACUUAAAUAAAUCUGACCGAAAAUAUGAUGGUCUUUUGGGCCUGAGCUAUCAACAAACAUUCGAACCAUUUUCUGUCAUCGAGAAUAUGAUUCAUCAAGGACUAAUGUCAUCAGGCAUUUUCAGUUUUUAUCUAAAUAGAAACGCUUCAGCCGAUUUCGGUGGUAAAUUGAUAUUCGGUGGUUCCGAUCCUGCUUAUUACGAAGGGGAUUUUACAUAUAUUCCUGUUACUAACAGAAAAUAUUGGCAAUUUACCAUUGAUAGUAUCCAAAUAAAUGAUUUUACUUGGUUCGAGGAAAGCUGCCAAGCUAUCGUUGACACAAGUAUUUGGAAAAUAAUUGGUCCAGAAAAGGAAGUCUUACUUAUUAAUCGACUUAUUAAAACUAAUUCAUAUGGAAAUGUGGACUGCAAUAGAAUUUCUGAAUUGCCUAUAAUCAGGUUUAAUUUGGGUGGUAAGACAUUCGAUCUUACCGGUAAGGAUUAUAUCAUUCGGCAUCCAUAUGAUAAAAGUACAUGUGUAACCGUCUUCUGGAAACACGAGUCAACAUAUAAAGAUGAUGUAAAAUGGGUUCUGGGGAUGCCAUUUAUUGGCCGUUACUACACUGAGUUUGAUAUGGAGAAAGGCCGAGUGGGAUUUGCUUUGGCGAAAAAUGUAUAAAAUUUAUCAAAAUGUACAGAAAAUUUCAUUGUCACCUUUUAUUGUGUAUUUAUCAUCAUUUUUAAAAUUAUUUGUUUAGUUUUCGGUAAGAAAAAAAUUUAAUUUUUUAAUCGCCAAUCGACAAAGUUCGCAUACUGUCAAUGUAAAUUUUUGCGUAAUAUCUACAUAACUGCGUCUUAAUUUUCAACAACAAUACUUUCUCGUGAAAGCAACUGAUUUGAGCUUAUUUGCUAAUUAAAAUGCGAAUUUUUUGCGAGCAGUGUCAUUUGCUAAGUUCAAUGUUGCAUUGUCGUCUAGUCGAUAUAAUCAAUUUAUUCUUUCAAAAUGCUGAUUUCUCCUUCAUUAUUAUUCUUAAUCACGCACAUAUUUAAUAAUUUAUUUUAAUACAAUUUGUUUUAAUUAUAACACAAUAUAUUGUAUAAAAUAUUUUUAAAUUUGAUUGAUCGAUAAGACGUAUAAUCGAUAACACGGAUAUGUUUCGAAUGCGAGCGAUUAUAUAUAUAAUAACAGCCAAAUGUCGAUAAAUGAUAGCUCUAGUAAUCGAAUACAAUUUCUUUUUGGUAUGUCGCAACGUACAGAAAGAAAUUUAUUGCAAAUUUCGAAAACAUGUUCCGUUUUCUCGUGAUGACUGUAAUGCUGACCGAAAAUGCUGACGCGGAAAUCCAAAACUAAGUUCAUACAUUGUAAUGUAUGUUUACGUUACAUAUCAGUAUAAUAAAUAUUGAAUUUAUAAAAAUUGACCUAUUUCGUCGUCACCACAUUCGAUUUUGUGAGAUCCCAAACUUAUGUAAUGGUGAUUGCAUAUAUAGAACGAUAAAUCGUAAAUAAAAAGUUCGUGCAGUAAUAAUAAGAGUUUUCGAUUUUAUAAUAAUAUUACAAAAAUUAUAUUUUUUUGCUCGAUUUAAUAAGAAUUGGAUGUGAAAAGUUACACUGGACCUAGUAAAAUUAAUCUUGAAGCUCUCUCGUAAAUGUAGUAUUGUUGCGAAUAGAGAAUUUCGAAAGGUUUCCAGUUUUACUUUCUGCAUCGUACGUGAACAACAAUUAAUAUGCUUCCGUUUGGUGAGAAAAUCUCGUUGUUAGCGUUUUAAGACAAUCCCGCUUUAAUAUAAAAUAUUUCCAAACCGCAUUAAAUUAUCGAUUUAUCGGUUAGAUUUUAUCUGUAUUAUGCAUCAUGUGUUUUUAAAUGCAUAAUUGCGAUUUUGAUGCUGUUGAACACGACAAGCGCGUUUUUCUGAUUUACCGUAUCAUAUUAAUCGUUAUCUUAUUAUAUGUUGAUUUUUAUAAGACAAUUGAAAUUAUCAUCAUAAUAUAAUGCUUUCCAUUAUUGAAAGUUAUCUUAUUUUGAUAAA
Messenger RNA from Camponotus floridanus (Florida carpenter ant), 2635 nucleotides. Its product is annotated as lysosomal aspartic protease. Gene Ontology annotation, molecular function: aspartic-type endopeptidase activity. Lineage: Eukaryota; Metazoa; Arthropoda; Insecta; Hymenoptera; Formicidae. Gene Ontology annotation, biological process: proteolysis. The record is from RefSeq and is a predicted model, not a curated record. The transcript is spliced from 8 exons. The coding region runs from base 120 to 1286 and encodes 388 amino acids.